AUGCAGAACCCAAGUGUCCAAACUUUUGCCGGCAGUCAGAUACUUGGACUGAGAUGGGGUGCAUCUACAACUGGGGUUUUCGCGUGUGCCAUUCCGAGUGAUGCAAGUACAUCACAACAAUCGUGUAAAGAUAUUAGAAUUGAAGCUGAGGGUGACGUCGAUGUCGAAGAAGCAAGAGAUGUUGGAAUUGAAGCAGAUGAUGACGAUUUGGAUGAACCAAAGACCGUAGUUCUUCACAAAUGA
Molecule: messenger RNA, 243 nt
Organism: Funneliformis mosseae
Lineage: Eukaryota; Fungi; Glomeromycota; Glomeromycetes; Glomerales; Glomeraceae
Source: the annotation of a GenBank genome assembly